GUAUUCGCCAUUUAUUUCUCAUCGUCACUUUGCAACAGAUUUGUGCGGCAUUUUCUGAAUAGGUGUUCUAGAAGUGAGGUAGAAGGAAAGAGCAAAGAAUUACAAAUUGCGCUUCUUCGUGAAUAAAAAACGGCAACAGCGUAUCGACUGUACCAAUUGUAUGUACAGUAACAGUUCAUAAAAAGCGGAAAAGUCUUAAAUUAAUUAAACCAACUAAGUAUCGACAUGUCCAGUCUGCCGAGCAAAAAAGCCAAAUUGUCGAACGAUGGUGAUGGCAAUGCGACGUCUGCAAACGCACCUAAUGAGGAAGAAUCGGAGGCUUUGGAAUUAAUUGAUGCGUGUCAAAAUGAGAUUGAUGCACUUAAUGAAAAGGCCAGCGAGGAAAUACUCAAAGUAGAGCAGAAAUACAAUAAAUUAAGGAAGCCUUGUUACGAGAAACGCAGCGAGUUAGUAAAGCGAAUUCCUAACUUCUGGGUGACAGCGUUUAUUAACCAUCCACAAGUGUCUGCCAUUUUGGAUGAAGAAGAGGAGGAAUGCCUUCACGCUCUUACUAAAUUAGAGGUAGAAGAAUUUGAAGACAUAAAAUCGGGAUACCGUAUCCACUUUUACUUCGACGAAAAUCCUUAUUUCGAAAAUAAGGUACUUACUAAAGAGUUCCACUUAGGAUCGGGAAAUGCUGAAAAUAGUGAUUGUCCAUCAUCGACGAGCACUCCCAUACAAUGGAAGGACGGUAAAGAUCUUAUAAGAUCAUGUAUGACAAAGCCGUAUCAACAAAAUAAGCGGAAACGACCUGCGGACUAUAAAACAUUUUUCGACUGGUUCUCAGACAACACUGAUCCUGUUAAUGACGAGAUAGCAGAACUAAUCAAAGAUGAUCUUUGGCCUAAUCCUCUUCAGUAUUAUUUAGUACCUGAUAUUGAGGUGGAACCAGAAGAUGAUGAAGAUGAUAAUGAGGAUAAUGAAGAGGAAAUGUUUGAUGAUGAAGAUGCUGAAGGCGAUGAUGAUGAUGAAGAAGAUGAAAAGUAAAUGCAACGUUAAAAGGUCUAUUUUUCAAAAAGUCUUCUAUAAAUUACCACAAACAUAAAUUUCUUUAAUAUUAAGAAACGUAUUGAAAGUGUCCAUCAGCGGAAUGUUUUAGAUAUUUAAGAAUUUUUCAUUUUGACUCCAACGAAUAUAUAUUUUUGACACUCACUAACUUUUUAAAUGAAAUGAAUUGAAGUAUUAAAAUUUGUCAAAUUAUGCAGCUUUACUAAGGACGAUAACUGAUACAUAUUUGAAAUUUUUAUAUAAGAUUUUUUCAAUUUUAGUUCAAUGAAUAUUUAUUUUUGACACUUACUAACUUUUUAAAUGAAAUGUGAAGAGUUAGUUGUAAUAUUUCCUUUCUUUUAUUUGUUGGAGUAUUAAAAUUGUCAAAUUAUGCAGCUUUACUAAGGACGAUAACUGAUACAUAUUUGAAAUUUUUAUAUAAGAUUUUUUCAAUUUCAGCUCAAUGAAUAUUUAUUUUUGUCACUUACUAACUUUUUAAAUGAAAUGUGAAGAGUAAGUUGUAAUAUUUCCUUUCUUUUAUUUGUUGGAGUAAUAAAAUUUGUCAAAUUAUGCGGCUUUACUAAGGACGAUAACAUACAUAUUUGAAAUUUUGAAUCGAUAGUACAUUGACAGUACGUGUUUCUCGAAGAAGAAUUAAAAAUAAAUAAUAAGAAAAAUCAAAA
Molecule: messenger RNA, 1709 nt
Organism: Zeugodacus cucurbitae (melon fly)
Lineage: Eukaryota; Metazoa; Arthropoda; Insecta; Diptera; Tephritidae
Gene: Set
Product: protein SET
Exons: 5
Coding region: 226-1026 (266 amino acids)
Biological process (GO): nucleosome assembly
Cellular component (GO): nucleus; chromatin
Molecular function (GO): histone binding; chromatin binding
Source: RefSeq, a predicted model, not a curated record